AUGUCAUUGCUAGUUGAUGUGAAAGCACGAUUGGUUGAUUUGAGGAGUAAUGGCUGGGAGGAACUGUUUGCUGAAGUAAAAACAUUUUGUGAUGCAAAGAAAAUUGAGAUACCAUCUAUGAAUGCACCAAGACCAAGAUGGGGUCGUUCAAGGCAAGAAAAAGGGAUAAUGGUCACAGAAGAGCAUCAUUAUCGUGUCGACACCUUCUAUGCUGCUGUAGAUGCUAUCAACACAGAGAUGGAUCAUCGAUUCAAUGAAGUUUCUUCUGAUUUACUUGUAUGCUUUUCCUGUCUUGAUCCAAGGAACUCUUUCUCUAAGUUCAAUGUGGACAAGCUCGUACAAUUGGCAAGGAUCUAUGAUGCGGACUUCUCGGGUGAUGAUCUUUCCAAUAUAAAGGAUCAGCUUCAAACCUUUAUUCAUCAUGUUAGAAGAGUUGAUGACUUUACCGGUUGCAUUGAUUUUGGGAGUUUGUUGAGCUAG
Molecule: messenger RNA, 480 nt
Organism: Striga hermonthica
Lineage: Eukaryota; Viridiplantae; Streptophyta; Magnoliopsida; Lamiales; Orobanchaceae
Source: the annotation of a GenBank genome assembly